Messenger RNA from Trichechus manatus latirostris (Florida manatee), 1473 nucleotides. RefSeq names its product cytochrome P450 2C21-like. Lineage: Eukaryota; Metazoa; Chordata; Mammalia; Sirenia; Trichechidae. Gene Ontology annotation, molecular function: oxidoreductase activity, acting on paired donors, with incorporation or reduction of molecular oxygen, reduced flavin or flavoprotein as one donor, and incorporation of one atom of oxygen; heme binding; iron ion binding. The transcript has 9 exons. The record is from RefSeq and is a predicted model, not a curated record. Gene Ontology annotation, cellular component: cytoplasm; intracellular membrane-bounded organelle. Bases 1 to 1473 code for a protein of 490 amino acids. Gene Ontology annotation, biological process: xenobiotic metabolic process.
AUGGAUCCCUUUAUUGUCCUGGUGAUUUGCCUUUUUUGUUUGAUUCUGCUUUCCUUAUGGAAUCAGAGAUAUGCCAAAGGGAAGCUCCCACCAGGCCCCACUCCUCUGCCAAUUGUUGGAAAUAUUCUACAGUUAAACAUUAAGAACAUCAGCAAAUCGAUAAGCAUGCUAGCAAAAGAUUAUGGUCCUGUGUUCACUGUGCAUUUUGGUAUGAAGCCCACUGUGGUAUUACAUGGAUAUGAAGCAGUAAAGGAAGCCCUGAUUGAUAGAGCAGAGGAGUUUUCUGGCAGAGGAAUUCUCCCAGUGUUUGACAAAAUCUGCCAGAACCUUGGAGUUGUUGCCAGCAAUGGAGAAACAUGGAAGCAAACUCGACGUUUCUCCCUCAUGAUUCUGCGGAAUAUGGGGAUGGGAAAGAAGACUAUUGAAGACCGAAUUCAAGAGGAGGCCUUGUAUCUGGUGGAAGCAUUAAAAAAAACCAACGGAUCUCCCUGUGAUGCUACUAACCUCUUGGGCUAUGUUCCCUGCAAUGUGAUCUGCUCCAUCAUUUUCCAGAAUCGUUUUGACUACAGUGAUGAAAAAUUAGUAACCUUGAUAAACUAUUUUCAUGAAAACGUCAGAAUUGUAAGCAGCCCCUGGAUACAGCUCUACGAUGCUUUCCCUUUUUUCAUACAUUAUCUCCCAGGAAGUCAUAAAAAAUUAUUUAAAAAUAUUGAUUACCAUAAAAAGUUUAUUUUAGAGAAAAUAAAGGAACACCAAAAAUCCCUGGAUCUCAAUAACCCUCGGGACUUUAUUGACUACUUCCUGAUUAAAAUGGAACAGGAAAAACACAAUAAACAGUCUGAAUUCACCGUGGAAAACUUAGUCAUUACAGUAUUGGAUAUGUUUAGUGCGGGAACGGCAACAAUGAGCACCACACUGAGAUAUGGACUCCUGCUCUUGUUGAAGCAUCCUGAGAUCGCAGCUAAAGUCCAGGAAGAGAUUUACUGUGUGGUUGGCAGAAACCGGAGCUGCUGCAUGAAGGACAGGCGCAGCAUGCCCUACACGGAAGCUGUUAUACAUGAGAUACAGAGAUACAUUGACCUUCUCCCCACCAGCCUGCCUCAUGCGGUGACCCAGGACAUUCAAUUCAGAGAAUACUUUAUUCCCAAGGGCACAUCCAUACUGGUAUCUCUGACUUCUGUUCUGCACGACUCCAAAGAAUUUCCUAACCCACAACAGUUUGAUCCUGGCCACUUCCUGGAUGAAAGUGGCAACUUUAAGAAGAGUUACUACUUCAUGCCUUUUUCAGCAGGAAAAAGAGUUUGUGCUGGAGAGGGCCUGGCCCACAUGGAGCUGUUUUUAAUCCUGACCACCAUUUUACAGCAUUUUACCUUGAAACCUCUGGUUGAUCCGAAGGACAUUGACAUCACCCCAGCUGUCAGAGGCAUAGGCACUGUACCACCCUUCUACAAGCUCCGUUUCAUUCCAGUCUGA